Drosophila navojoa is the source of this 1213-nucleotide messenger RNA. RefSeq names its product malonyl-CoA-acyl carrier protein transacylase beg (gene beg). The record is from RefSeq and is a predicted model, not a curated record. Gene Ontology annotation, molecular function: transferase activity. Lineage: Eukaryota; Metazoa; Arthropoda; Insecta; Diptera; Drosophilidae.
CAGGCCGCGUUUUUUAUGUAAAGAAACGAAAAACAGAAAAUGUUCGGAGCAAAAGCACGACAUUUGGUGCGUAAAACGAUUCUGCCGGGCAACUGCAGUUGGUGCCGCUGGAGCAGCAGUAGCAAAGCGCCAGAAGCAGCACCUAAGCCAGAUGCAAAUGCAGCCAAGCGACAGAAACUAAUUCAAGAGCUAGCGGAACCCCUCGAGAGCAGCGGCCGGCCGGCCAUCGAUCCCAAGGAGACGAGUGUAGUGCUAUUUCCCGGCCAAGGCACACAGUAUGUGGGCAUGGCCAAGGAUUUGCUGCGAUUCCCCGGUGCCCGACGCAUCUUCGAAUUGGCCAAUGAGGUGCUCAAAUACGAUCUGCUCAAGAUUUGUCUCGAGGGGCCACGCGAGAAACUCAACCGAACCGAAUACGCGCAGCUGGCCGUAAUGGUGUCUUCACUAGCCGCCCUGGAGCAACUGCGCGAGGAGCGACCCAAAGCCAUAGAGAAUUGUGUGGCAGCAGCGGGCUUCAGUCUGGGCGAGAUCACCGCCCUGGUCUAUGCUGGCGCAAUGCCCUUCGACAAGGCGCUACAGCUGGUGCAGGUACGGGCCAAUGCAAUGCAAGCAGCAUGUGAUCAGGCGCCAGGUGCCAUGGCGAUGACACUGUACGGCCCGGACACCAAUUUGGGCGAAGCGUGCGCCAAAGCAUUGCAAUGGUGCGUGGACAGCGGCGUGGAGUCGCCCUAUUGUGGAAUCGCCAACUACAUGUACCCACAUUGCAAGGUUGUGGCGGGCAGCGUCCAGGCAUUGGAGUUCCUCGAAAAGCAUGCCAAAGCGCUGAAGAUACGCCGGAUGAAACGUUUGGCCGUCAGCGGUGCCUUCCACACACCACUCAUGGAGAGCGCAGUGGAGCCGUUUGCCAAGGCGCUGAAGUCGAUCCGACUGCAGGAUCCCAUCAUUCGCGUCUAUUCCAAUGUGGAUGGCAAGCCGUACAAGAAUGCCUCGCACAUCCUACGCCAGCUGCCCAAGCAGAUUGUCAAACCCGUCAAAUGGGAGCAGACGCUGCACGAGCUUUACGAACGACGUCAAGGCGUCGACUUUCCGCGCACCUUUGAAUGCGGUCCGGGCAAGGGUCUGCUUCAGGUGCUAGAGAAGGUGAAUGCCAAGGCAGCGCAGACAUCAUUCAAUGUGACCGCGUGAUCGAUACGUAAAAUAUAAACAUUGGCCUUUU